AUGUGCCCUACGAAAACAUCACGUUGGCUUGUACCUAUUAUGCUUGGAUUCUAUGUGUUAUUAACUAAUAUACUGAUGUUCAACUUACUUAUUGCCAUGUUUUCUAAAACCUACGAAGAAAUAGAGAGUGCAUCAACAUACUAUUGGAAUUAUCAAAGAUAUCAAAUGAUCAAUGAUUAUGUUCAUAGAUCACCACUUGCUCCACCAAUUAUUAUUGUUUGGCAUUUCUAUGAAGCAUAUAAAGCUAUUGGAAAUCAAUGCGCAAGUUUAAGAAAUGCUGAAACAGCAAAAUAUAAUCCAUUUUGUGUACGAUUUACCGAUGUGAAAAAAGAAAGGGAAAUGGUCAAAUGGGAGCAUAUGAAAGCUAUGGAUUAUUUAAGAGAACCAUCAACUAAAGCAACUGGGAAAAGAGGUGUAGCUGAAUCACGUGCUGUGGUAUUUCGUGGUGGUGGAGGUGUUGGUCCUGGUCAAGGACCAGUAAUGGAUUUAAAAAGUGAAAUGUCCAGUGUUACAGAGGGUAUUGGAAUGGAGUUAGAAAAACGUUUCAAAGAGAUUGAUAAUCAAUUUCAACGUUUUAAUGAUGUUGAUUCACGUUUGAAUGAUGUAACACAAUUAUUAACAAAUUUAUCUGAAGUAAUCAGUAAUGUGACUGAAACACAACAACGAAUUAUUCGACAAAUAAAUGAACUUCCUACUUGUCAAUGUAAUGAAUUCACUGAUGAGGUUGUUCCUGUACAAAAAUCCACUACAACUCAAGCUGAUUCAGGAACAGCAGAAACUAGAAAACGUACAAAACUAGAAGUAGCUAUUCAAUCUGCAUUAGAAGCAGCUAAAGAUGUACUACGACCACCAACACCACCACCACCACCGCCACCACCUCCUCCACCCCCAAGGGAAUCACCUGUUCUAUUAGCUGCUGUUGUUCCUGGAUCCGAAGAUGAUUCAAGUGGUUCAGAAGAAGGUGGUGAUCCUUCAGCCGAUCCAGUCAUAGUACCUCAAGUUCCAGAUAUUAAAACUGGAAGAGUUAUCGAAAGAACAUUAGGUGAUCAUCGAUUAUGGAGAAUGGCUCCAUUUAAUUUUGAAAAAUAUCCUGGAAUGAGAAUGAAUGUACCACCGGAACGAAUGGCAUGGACUGUGGAAUAUCCAGAUUACUUUGCAUAUGAUGCUUGUGAAGAAGUUUUAUUAUUCCCAUCAGAAGAAUCACAUGAUGGUGUUAAUUUUACCCAUGGAAACAUCGUAUUUACUUUUCAACAUAGUGAAAAUCUACGUACAAUCAAUUUUAAUCAAUAUGAUUCUAAAGCUAAAUUACGUAGACAAAGUUUACUUGGUCGUUAUCGUUUAGAUUCAACAACAGGUGCACCAUUAAAUCCAAUGGGUAGAACAGGUUUAUUAGGUAAAGGAUUAUUACCACGUUGGGGUCCAAAUCAUUCAUUUGUAUUAUGUAUUACAAGAUGGACAAGAGAUACACGUACUGGUGUACAAGUAAUAAGAAGUAAUCGUGGUGUAUUACAAUAUUUGGCAUUAGAACGUAAUAAGAGAUUAUGUAUGCCAUGGUAUUUAACAGAUCAUACAAACAAAUGUGAUUUUGAUGAAUGUGUACCAAAGAUUAUAAGCAGUUUAGUGACUCGUCGAGGACGUGCUAUACUUCCAGAGAAAAGAGUUGAAAGAUUAUUGAAACGUAUUGAAAAGGCUGAAGUUACACAGAUUUUCAAAGGUUACUUAGAUGAUCAGUUAAAUGCGGAUAGUGCAUGGAUGGAAACUGUUGUGAUUAAUUUACAUGAAUCGGAGAGUAAAGGAGCUCAACUACCAGAUGACAUAUUAAAGUUACUCAAUGAACCUGGUACAGAAGAACAAUGUAAAUGGGUUGAAGUAUCACAUAGUAGUAAUCUACGUACAAGUCAUAAUUAUAUACUUAAGAAUGUUGCAGAACUUCAUGAUGAUGAUGAUGAUGAUGAUGAUGAUGAUGAUGAUGAUGAUGAUGAUGAUGAUGAUGAUGAUGAUGAUGAUGAUGAUGAUGAUGAUGAUGAUGAUGAUGAUGAUGAUGAUGAUGAUGAUGAUGAUGAUGAUGAUGAUGAUGAUGAUGAUGAUGAUGAUGAUGAUGAUGAUGAUGAUGAUGAUGAUGAUGAUGAUGAUGAUGAUGAUGAUGAUGAUGAUGAUGAUGAUGAUGAUGAUGAUGAUGAUGAUGAUGAUGAUGAUGAUGAUGAUGAUGAUGAUGAUGAUGAUGAUGAUGAUGAUGAUGAUGAUGAUGAUGAUGAUGAUGAUGAUGAUGAUGAUGAUGAUGAUGAUGAUGAUGAUGAUGAUGAUGAUGAUGAUGAUGAUGAUGAUGAUGAUGAUGAUGAUGAUGAUGAUGAUGAUGAUGAUGAUGAUGAUGAUGAUGAUGAUGAUGAUGAUGAUGAUGAUGAUGAUGAUGAUGAUGAUGAUGAUGAUGAUGAUGAUGAUGAUGAUGAUGAUGAUGAUGAUGAUGAUGAUGAUGAUGAUGAUGAUGAUGAUGAUGAUGAUGAUGAUGAUGAUGAUGAUGAUGAUGAUGAUGAUGAUGAUGAUGAUGAUGAUGAUGAUGAUGAUGAUGAUGAUGAUGAUGAUGAUGAUGAUGAUGAUGAUGAUGAUGAUGAUGAUGAUGAUGAUGAUGAUGAUGAUGAUGAUGAUGAUGAUGAUGAUGAUGAUGAUGAUGAUGAUGAUGAUGAUGAUGAUGAUGAUGAUGAUGAUGAUGAUGAUGAUGAUGAUGAUGAUGAUGAUGAUGAUGAUGAUGAUGAUGAUGAUGAUGAUGAUGAUGAUGAUGAUGAUGAUGAUGAUGAUGAUGAUGAUGAUGAUGAUGAUGAUGAUGAUGAUGAUGAUGAUGAUGAUGAUGAUGAUGAUGAUGAUGAUGAUGAUGAUGAUGAUGAUGAUGAUGAUGAUGAUGAUGAUGAUGAUGAUGAUGAUGAUGAUGAUGAUGAUGAUGAUGAUGAUGAUGAUGAUGAUGAUGAUGAUGAUGAUGAUGAUGAUGAUGAUGAUGAUGAUGAUGAUGAUGAUGAUGAUGAUGAUGAUGAUGAUGAUGAUGAUGAUGAUGAUGAUGAUGAUGAUGAUGAUGAUGAUGAUGAUGAUGAUGAUGAUGAUGAUGAUGAUGAUGAUGAUGAUGAUGAUGAUGAUGAUGAUGAUGAUGAUGAUGAUGAUGAUGAUGACGAUGAUGAUGAUGAUGGUCGUGGUUUUGGUGGUGGUAGUGUUUUUGGUUGUGGUGGUUUGUAA
Schistosoma curassoni is the source of this 3219-nucleotide messenger RNA. The record is from the annotation of a GenBank genome assembly. NCBI's taxonomy places the organism in Eukaryota, Metazoa, Platyhelminthes, Trematoda, Strigeidida, Schistosomatidae.